This is a messenger RNA of Pelobates fuscus (common spadefoot toad), 2028 nucleotides long. It is a transcript of the gene GJA9, whose product is annotated as gap junction protein alpha 9. Gene Ontology annotation, cellular component: connexin complex. The transcript is spliced from 3 exons. Gene Ontology annotation, biological process: cell-cell signaling. The coding region runs from base 60 to 1631 and encodes 523 amino acids. Gene Ontology annotation, molecular function: gap junction channel activity. NCBI's taxonomy places the organism in Eukaryota, Metazoa, Chordata, Amphibia, Anura, Pelobatidae. The record is from RefSeq and is a predicted model, not a curated record.
GCAUAAAAAAUCUUCAGUCGAGAUGGUGACAUAAUAAGUGUUGAGAUGGUUGACUAAAGAUGGGAGACUGGAAUUUCCUUGGGGUCAUCCUGGAGGAAGUCCACAUUCACUCCACCAUUGUUGGAAAAAUCUGGCUUACAAUUCUGUUUAUAUUUCGUAUGCUUGUCUUGGGCGUUGCAGCUGAAGAGGUUUGGAAUGAUGAGCAAUCUCAGUUUGUAUGCAACACGGACCAGCCUGGCUGUAAAAAUGUUUGCUAUGAUCAGGCAUUUCCUAUAUCCCUGAUUAGAUACUGGGUUCUGCAGGUCAUAUUUGUCUCCUCUCCAUCUCUGGUUUACAUGGGCCAUGCCAUUUACAGGUUAAGAACACUAGAAAAAGAAAGGCACAAAAAGAGAGUUCAGCUGAGAGGGGAGCUUGAAGGGGUAGAGUAUGAGUUGACUGAAGACCGUAGACGGCUAGAGCGUGAGCUCAGGCAACUGGAGCAAAAAAAACUCAAGAAAGCUCCCUUACGUGGCUCACUUCUCUGUACAUAUGUGAUACAUAUAUUUACCAGAUCUGCAGUUGAAAUUGGAUUCAUGGUUGGACAGCAUGUGCUUUAUGGAACUCAAUUAAAUUCUGUUUACAAGUGCCAAAGAGAUCCUUGUCCUAAUGUGGUUGACUGUUUUGUGUCUAGACCUACUGAGAAGACGGUAUUUAUGCUAUUUAUGCAAUGCAUAGCAGCUGUUUCUCUUUUUCUCAACAUUUUAGAAAUUGGGCACCUAGGAGUGAAAAAAGUAAAAAAGGUAUUUUUGUUGCGAUAUAAAAUCAAGGAUGAAUUUGAUGAUUUUUAUGUCAUGAAAACAAAGCAAAGCACAGUCACUCAUACAUGCAUAGGUAUAUCCUCCAGUCCACAAAAGACCCUACCUUCAGCACCCAGUAAUUAUACUCUCUUAAUGGAAAAACAAAAUGAUCCAGCAGUUUACCCAAUUUUAAAUCCUCCAUGUGGUUUCCAUCCAAUUGAAGAUGCACUCACUGAGAACAGUAAUAAUUGUAUUCAUGAUGAGCAAGAAACAAAAUCUGUCAAUGAGGUGAAUGCUGCCAACAUAGCAGAGAGCCACUUCCACAACACUAGUUCUAACAAUAAUGAAAAGAUCAGUAAAACAUUCGGUCUUGAUUCUAAGCCUGCACAGAGACACAUGCAAAGAAAAAGUGGUUGCAUAAGGAGUACUCAUGCAAGUGCAGAAAGUACUCCUGGUUUAUAUAUGGGAACAAUGGAUGAAAUGCCAUCUGAGGACACUGUGGAUUCUUCUUUUCAAAAUAUUUCUUGUACAAAAACUGCUAGUGCAGUCCGUAAAGCCAGGAGAGUCGGUGCUCCAUGGAAUUGCUCAAAAGUGGUGGAGAGAGGUGGAUAUGUUCAAGAUUCUCCAAACACAAACAGAGGACGCUGCAGCUUCAGUGCCAGUAGAUCAUGGGCCCUCUCCAAGUCUGAACUUCAGCAAGCUAGCAGGCCAGUUACUCCAGAGGAUGUAGAAGAGCCAAGCUCAGAAUACAAGCAGAAUAAGGCAUAUGAAAGUCCUGUGACCUUCUCUCCGUCUCGGCGGAUGUCACUGGUGACUUCAGUCUUGCAGCUGUCCACCCUUAUAAAGAAGCACUGAGAGGUCCAUGCAAGAUCCUGGUUGAAUAUUUCCAACAAAUCACAUCUAAAAACGCCAGAUAUAGCCUCAGCAAUACCCAACAAAGGAAACUGGAAGCUUUUAAGGAAUAUGAACUUUGAUGAAAGUACAAUAAAAUGUGCUGAAUCCACACAGGAUUAAAGGGGAACUGUCACUUCUUGUGAUUUCUAAUAUCGUGUUUACUUAUUUCUAUAGUUUACAAAUAUGUAAUUUUUUUGUUGUUGAAAUGCACACCUGCAUGCAUCUGAGCACCUCCAUCUAGACUGCCUGAAAAUUGUUACAAGCUCUGUCCUUUACUUUGUAGCUGGCAUUCAGAAUAGAGAAAGCAUGCAGAAAAUAGGAGAAAAUAAACAAUGUUACUGUUACUCCUCCUAGUGUG